This is a messenger RNA of Elgaria multicarinata webbii, 3212 nucleotides long. RefSeq names its product coiled-coil domain containing 102A (gene CCDC102A). Bases 421 to 2085 code for a protein of 554 amino acids. NCBI's taxonomy places the organism in Eukaryota, Metazoa, Chordata, Lepidosauria, Squamata, Anguidae. The transcript is spliced from 9 exons. The record is from RefSeq and is a predicted model, not a curated record. Gene Ontology annotation, cellular component: myosin complex.
GCUCCGCGUCCCGGGCCGCACCGUCGCAGGUCGCCGGAGCUCGACGAUCACCGGGGCCGAGGCUGCUGCAUCCUCUGGUUUCCAUGGUAACACUUGACUCAACUAAAGUGGGCGCAAGAGGUCCCUUUCAGCAAGGAGGCACCAAGGAAAUUACCUUCACCAGGACGGCCACCUCUACCCCCUAUUUUUGGACCUCCUACUCCCACCUGCCUGGCGCCAACUGAGGUGAUUUUUGGAGAGGAAAGGCUCUGUCAUGCCUAGUCGCUGCAUGUACGGAGUUAACUGAAGGAUUCAUUGUGACAAAAAGAAAACCAGUCUCACUGGGCUGGGUGGGUUUAUAAAUGGCCAUUUUGGCUCCCUCAGCGCGGGCCUGUUGAGAAGAGAGUUAUCUAUUAUUUGAGGCCUUGACCCAGACGUGAAAUGAGUCAGAGUAGCAGUUCCCACUUGGCCGAUUCACCUCAGCUCUCCAAGAGCAGCCUCCUCAAUAUCCUGGGCAGCCCGCAGCCAGAGAGGAUGAGCCUAUCUGACUCCAUGCCCCCCACCCCAAAGAGCAGCACCCCUUCCCCUGGGCCGCCGCAGCUCCCCUUGCUGAACGCCGGUUGCCUUGACGGUGACUGGGAGGGCCGGGAGGAGCUGCAGCUGCGCGAGCUGGAGGAGGCCCGGGCCCGGGCGGCCCAGAUGGAGAAGACGAUGCGCUGGUGGUCUGACUGCACCGCCAACUGGCGGGAGAAAUGGAGCAAGGUGCGCGCCGAGCGCAACAAGGCCCGGGAGGAAGUGCGCCAGCUGCGCCAGAAGCUCGAGACCCUGACCAAGGAGCUGACCAGCCUGAAGCGGGAAAGGCAGGAGGUGCUGAAUGAGAACGAGCACUUGGGCAAAGAGGUGGCGCGGCUGAAAGAAGAGGGCGGGGGAGAGAAGGAGAAGGAGCUCGACAACCGCAUUGCCUCUGAGAAGGAGAGCGAGGCCUCCCCGGAGCAGGAGCCUGUGCGAGAUGUAGGCUCUGAGAAGCUGCCAAAAAACAAGUCACUGCAGGAGUUUGAGCUGAUGGAGAACCUCCUGAAGAGCAAGCAAGAAGGGCCCGAGUGUUGGGACCAACGGAGUUUGGUCAGCGUGCGCUCGUCUCUCACCCGCCAGGAGAGGAACCGGUUGCUAUGGGAGGACGUCUCCGUCAUCGAGGAAGAUGCCACCAAGAUUACUGCCCUGAAGCUGCGGCUGGACGAAUCUCAAAAAGUGCUGCUCAAGGAGCGGGAGGACAAGCUGUCCCUCAGCAAGAACAUCGAGAAGCUGGAAGGGGAGCUGAGCCAAUGGAAGAUCAAGUACGAGGAGCUCAACAAGAACAAGCAGGAAGUGCUGAAGCAGCUGAACAUUCUCAAGGAGAUCCACCAGGACGAGUUGGGACGCAUCUCUGAGGAUCUGGAAGAUGAACUGGGGGCUCGGUCGAGCAUGGACAAGAAGUUGGCCGAGUUGCGUUCGGAGAUGGAGCGGCUCCAGGCCGAGAACGCAGCGGAAUGGGGGAAGCGUGAGCGCCUGGAGACGGAGAAGCUGAACCUUGAGCGGGACAACAAGAAGCUGCGAGCCCAGAUUGAGGACCUGGAGGAAGUGUUGGCCCGGAAGAGGAGGCAGACGGCCAGCACCCUCGACACCGAUUUCAGGACCAUCCAAGCUGAGCUGUUUGAGAAGAACAAGGAACUGGCCGACCUGAAGCACCUGCACACCAAGCUGAAGAAACAGUACCAGGAGAAGAUGGCCGAACUAGCCCACGCGAACCGGCGGGUGGAGCAGCACGAGGGCGAGGUGAAGAAGUUGCGCCUGCGUGUCGAGGAGCUCAAGAAGGAGCUGGCCCAAGCUGAGGAUGAGCUUGAUGAGGCUCAUAACCAGGCACGGAAAUUGCAGAGGUCGCUUGAUGAGCAGACAGAGCAAAGCGAGAAUCUCCAAGUUCAACUGGAGCACCUGCAGUCCAGGCUGAGACGUCAGCAGAACAUCCCCCUUUUUGGGAAUCUCCGCGGCUCGCGCUUUGGCCCUGAUGACCCUGGAGACGGCACCAGCGAUCUCGACGAAGACGAAGACUUGCAAAUCCAAGUUCCUUAGCAGCUGCCACCUGAGAGCGAUACUUCAGGCUGUGUUUGAGAGACCAAAUGGUUGUGGAGCUGAACGUAGCACAAAGUUACUCAUGUGCAGCAGUGACAUUUGACCUCUCUCUUUUUUUGCCAAAACCAAGGAGGACAAACGCAGAGCAGUGAGAGAGGCUGAGAAACUGUGGCGGGGACAGAGGGAUCUAGACCUUUGUAUGCUGGUCUCCUCAAUAAGAAGAUUUACUGACUAGGAUGGGAACUGAGGAGGGCCCCUGAAAAGGUUGCUAAACAUUAUAUAAUAUCCUCUUUGUCUUCCCUGUCCUAAUCUCAAUCCAUAAGACAUCGCUGAGGCUUUAAAGAGGUGGGGGGACAGAGCACAAGCCUCACAUACUCCAGAGUAAUGGGAACCAUCGUACUUCAUUUAGAGUCACACCUUCACAGGUAAUCCCUAUCCAGCUCGCAUUUUGCCGUGGCUGAUAGGCUCACGGCCUCUCUAGAGGUGAACCAGAAUACCUCUGAUCCUCAUGCAUAUAGAUCCAAGCACAUGAAGAUGAUCCCUCACGAUAUGGAGGGAGGGGGGAAUCGAAAGUGCUGGAGGAAGAGGAGAGGAAUCUCUUUUGCCAUCUCUCAAGGCACAGACACACACACACACACACUUUGGCACUUCCCUUUAUCAACGCUCCACCAAACAGGCACGUCCGGAAUGGUUCAUCUCCAUGUCCCAUGCGUGGAAUCGGUACUUGCAUAAAAUGCCUGGCGGGAAGGCAAUGGAACAUCUGGAAGACCGCCAUCUUUGGAAGUACCCCGUCGCCUCUGCCUACCCAUUAUAUAUGUGUAUGUAUGUGCAUUUGUACAUGUUUUGUAUUAUAAAUAUUGAACUAGCCGUGGAAUCCAGUGAUGGUUCACUGCAGCUGUUUCUCCCACUCCUGUGCCAAAUGGCUGAGAGACUGAGCAACUACGAAUCAAAUUCCCGGUUCAAAUCUCAUCAUACCCUCUGCCACAAACUCAGUAGAGGGCCUUGGGCAAGGUAUUUUCUGCCUGCGCUUUCCACCCACCGAGCUCAAUAUGGGAAUAACUAUAAUGGCCUACCUUUCAGGUUGUAAGGAUUAAAAGAUAGUGGGCUGAUUUGGAUAUAGUGCUAAA